Messenger RNA from Octodon degus (degu), 2452 nucleotides. It is a transcript of the gene Cdkn2c, whose product is annotated as cyclin dependent kinase inhibitor 2C. The record is from RefSeq and is a predicted model, not a curated record. The coding region runs from base 988 to 1494 and encodes 168 amino acids. Gene Ontology annotation, molecular function: cyclin-dependent protein serine/threonine kinase inhibitor activity; protein kinase binding. NCBI's taxonomy places the organism in Eukaryota, Metazoa, Chordata, Mammalia, Rodentia, Octodontidae. Gene Ontology annotation, biological process: negative regulation of cell population proliferation; regulation of cyclin-dependent protein serine/threonine kinase activity. Gene Ontology annotation, cellular component: nucleus. The transcript has 3 exons.
AGAAAGAGGGACUACGCACAAGUGCCCGUAAGGGUGAAGGGAGCGGAGACCAGCGGUUCUGCGGGACUGAUUACAAAAGAGACUGUCACCGGCAGCAGCGCUUCGGCUGGGGAAGAAGCGAGCCUCUUGUUCAGCUCCAGGACACAGCUGGCUGGCAGCCGCUGCCUGCCGGCGGCACAGGGGGACCGCGGACGCCUGGCGGAGUGGCACAGGGCGCCGAAGCUGCUGGGCGCUCGCCAGGAGGGCGGCGGGACUGGCUGAGCCCUGGAACUGCGGCGACUCCCCAUCCUCAGAGCUUGGCCUGCGCCUCCCGGACCCUCCCCAGCUCCGGAGGCGCCCCGAGUACCGAGCAAGGAAGGGAAAGGCGGCGGUUCGGCUGAAUGAGUGCCUCCAGCGGAAAGCCUGAGCGAGCCCAGUAGUCGGCGGGAAGUUACCGGCGAGCUGACCCAUUGCUGCAGCUGCGAUGUUGCCGCGAGCAGCCUCAGCCGCUCGGGCCGCCUAGACGUUCCCGCGUCGCUCGCGCCCGUCCUGCCGCUCCCGGGGUCCGGGGACGCGGUGGGGCAGACAUGCCGGACUUGCCAGGGGCCUGUCGCGCGUCCCGCAGCCUCCGGAGACGGGCGCCGAGCCCGGCUCCCACGGCCGAGCGGCGGGGCUGCGGCAACCUGGCGGCCGGGCUUCGGAGCCUUGCAGCGCGGCGCUAGCCCGCGGCUCGGCCCGGACGGGACCGCAGCUGCUCCAGUGAAGCCGAGAGUGCUGGGGACUCACUAGGAGCCCUAACUUCAGGGCCACGAACUGCUACUCCCAUCUGCCUUUGGCGAUCGUCUUUAACGCCCGGAGCACGUCAGCAUCUAGCCACUGCGGCGCUCAGCCUGCCGCACAGAACUCGGGACUACCCCUUCGGCUAGGCGAAUGGAAACCGAGCCCCUUGGAGGACCUGCCCCCGAAGUUCUGGCCCAAGUCACCACCGUGAUCAAGGGACCCUGAAGAAUGGCCGAGCCGUGGGGGAACGAGUUGACGUCCGCAGCUGCCAGGGGGGACCUAGAGGAACUUACUAGUUUGUUGCAAAAUAAUGUAAACGUCAAUGCACAAAAUGGAUUUGGAAGAACUGCGCUGCAGGUUAUGAAACUUGGAAAUCCUGAGAUUGCCAGGAGACUACUACUUAGAGGUGCUAAUCCCAAUUUGAAAGACCGAACUGGUUUCGCUGUCAUUCAUGAUGCAGCCAGAGCAGGUUUCCUGGACACUUUACAGACUUUGCUGGAGUUUCAAGCUGAUGUUAACAUCGAAGAUAAUGAAGGGAACCUGCCCUUGCAUUUGGCUGCCAAAGAAGGUCACCUCCAGGUGGUGGAGUACCUUUUGAAGCACACGGCCAGCAAUGUGGGGCAUCGGAACCAUAAGGGGGACACCGCCUUUGACUUGGCCAGGCUCUAUGGGAGAAAUGAGGUCCUUAACCUGAUGGAGGCAAAUGGGGUUGGGAGAGCGACAGAUCUGCAUUGAGUAUGGGGAGGGUUUUCCUACAUCGCCUAUGCUUUGUCAUUUAAUUGGUUGGCUACCUUGACUAUUUUAAUAUCAUUCCUUAAGAUAGGUUUUUUUUUUCAUACUUUAAGCAGCUAGUUAAAUCUUCUGAAGCAGCAUAAGUGAAAUUCUUCCUACAGGUUUAUGGUUAUAUUUAAGCAAUAUUUUUUCACUGGCAAAACCCCUGAUUUCUAAUAUGUAAUUGCAAAUAGCUUUGCUUUCUUCUGAACAUUUUAUCCCUUUGACUUUUUCUUUGCUUACCUUUUUAUACUCCUUUGCUUAUCUCAGUAUCCAACUUGGAGGCUUUGUUUUUAAAAUGAUUUGUGCUGAUGCUUCUUUUGCCUAAUUAAAAUACUGCUUCAGAACAGGAUAACGUUUUUCUGUGGUUUUCCCUCUUCUGUAACCUACACAACUUAGUAUAGCUAAGAACUGUGCUAGAAGUUCAUGUAUUAAGUAUUGGAAAGGUGGACCAUUUGGAAAACUAGACAUAUUCUGUUUAUAAUUUGUUUUUUUCUCUCCCUUUCCCACCCUAUACAUUUUGCUUGCUGCCUAGUAUUUCUGCUUUAAAACAAGAGUAACAUUUUUGAAGAUCAAACCUGAAAUUAUCUGUGAAUUUCUCCAAAUGUUCAAUCUUCCUUUUUAAAAAAAAGUCAGAUACUUGAAUUUUCACAAGUAGUGAUCUGAAAACAAAUAUGUAUGAGCUCUGAAGCCACUUUUUAAAAAAUUAUCACCUUAAAGUUACUUCCCAUUAGUUGAUUUUUUAAAAUUACAAAAUGAAACAAUUAAGUGAUACAUUUCCCAAAAUUGUACCAUAAAUAUGCUAAACAUAAUGCCUUUUUUUUUUUGUGGCGGAACCGGGGAUUGAACUUAGGCCCUUGCACUUGCCAGGGAAGCGCUUAUUCUACUGAGCCAUCUAUUACUGGCCCCCAUAAUGCCCUUU